AUGCUGCAGCGGACAGACUUUGGCUUGCUGACGGCGUUCUACUUCGGUGUUCAGGGCCUGCUGGAGAUCUCGGAGACGACCGUCGGCUUCGUUGCGCACGCGUUGAACCUCCAGAUCGAGAUCAUGGAUGGCUCGAUGAAGACUUGCAGUGUGGCGACCAGAUGCUUCAAGAAGAUCCUGGGCGACGUCAAGACGGCCCCGGAGAUCCAGCACCUCGUGAUCGAGGGCCGCGGCGACUUGAGCAGCCUGGAUAAUGCGCGCGCGUUCCGAUAG
Messenger RNA from Phytophthora sojae, 273 nucleotides. RefSeq lists its product as hypothetical. The coding region runs from base 1 to 273 and encodes 90 amino acids. The transcript has 2 exons. The record is from RefSeq and is a predicted model, not a curated record. Lineage: Eukaryota; Oomycota; Peronosporomycetes; Peronosporales; Peronosporaceae.